Striga asiatica is the source of this 378-nucleotide messenger RNA. Lineage: Eukaryota; Viridiplantae; Streptophyta; Magnoliopsida; Lamiales; Orobanchaceae. The record is from the annotation of a GenBank genome assembly.
UUGCGAUGUACACAUGAUAUAGGUUCUGUGGAGUUGGAUUCAGCUGGUGUCUCUGUAUCACUUUUUAACAUCAUCUCGAAGCUUUUCAACAUUCCUCUCCUCAGUGUUGCAGCAUCCUUUUGCCUGAAGCAUAUCAAAAAAUGCAGGCAGGUUCUCAGCAACAGUGAAUCUCUUAUUGAUGUUGUAGAAAAGCUGCAGCUAUCCUCAGUUUCCACAGCUUUAACUUUAGCUAUUGGCAUUGGUAUAUAUGAGGCUAUGGCCCUGUCUUUGGGAACUCUUCUCGGCUUGAUGGAAAUAUCAUCGGAAAAUAAACCAUUGACAGAAUCGUUGGCCGGAGAAUCACGCACUACUAGAGAAACCGAUUCGGACAAAGAGUGA